This is a messenger RNA of Ricinus communis (castor bean), 921 nucleotides long. Its product is annotated as homeobox-leucine zipper protein ATHB-40. Gene Ontology annotation, cellular component: nucleus. Lineage: Eukaryota; Viridiplantae; Streptophyta; Magnoliopsida; Malpighiales; Euphorbiaceae. Gene Ontology annotation, molecular function: sequence-specific DNA binding; DNA-binding transcription factor activity, RNA polymerase II-specific. Bases 147 to 776 code for a protein of 209 amino acids. The record is from RefSeq and is a predicted model, not a curated record. Gene Ontology annotation, biological process: positive regulation of DNA-templated transcription. The transcript is spliced from 3 exons.
ACUCUUCCCAUGUUUCCUCCAACUUGUCCACUCAUUUUAACACACACACACAACAAAAAUACUACUCAUAACAUAGCUAUACAUAUAGAGAAAAGAUAAAUCAAAGAGAAAAAGAAAGAGUACUGAAAGAAACAGAGAUAAGAAAAAUGAUGACAGCCACCUCGAAUCAAAAGGUUGAAGAUCACACGGUACUCCUUUCUCAAUUGUACCCUGGAGUAUACACGCAAAUGGUUCCACAACAAGGUGAGGCUAAACCGCGAAGAAGGCGAAAGAGGAACAAAGGAGGAGAAACAGGAGUGACUGGAGUAAAGAAAAGGAAACUCAGUCAGGAGCAAGUUAAUCUUCUUGAAAUGAAUUUUAGUAACGAACGUAAGUUGGCAUGUGAAAGGAAAGAUAAGCUUGCUUCAGAACUAGGACUUGACCCUCGUCAAGUUGCUGUUUGGUUUCAGAAUCGAACUGCUCGUUGGAAGCACAAGAAGCUAGAGGAAGAAUACACUAAGCUCAAAACAGCCCAUGAAACUAUUGUUCUUGAGAAAUGUCGCCUUGAAUCUGAGGUCUUGAAGCUCAAUGAGCAACUGUGUGAAGCAAAUAAAGAGAUUCAACGAUUAGCAGAUCGCGUCGAUGGAGUUUCGAGUAAUAAUUCCAGUUCAAUGUCAAUGGAAGCCCUCGACCCGCCAUUUCUUGGAGAAUUUGGGAUGGAAGGAUAUGGGGAUAUUUUUCACAUACCAGAAAACAAUUACAUUCAUGGAAUGGAAUGGAUGAAUCUUUUUAUGUAAUUAAUAAGUAGCUAAUUGUAGUAUUUAGAUAGUAAUUAAGUAACAAUCUAUUGUAAAUUUUAUCUAUCUAGCGGUUAAUUAAAGGGGUGUAUGUUGAUUACUAGAAUCUGGAUAUAAAAUGUCAUUAGUUAGUAAUUAAAUUUAA